AUGAUAAAUCCAAUAGAGGGGAUUAUAGCUUUAGUAGAUGAAUUUAUGUUUGAUAAAAUGGUUUAUGUUCAUUUGUUUUUUAAGAUUGGCAAUUAUUUAACAUUAAUUUAUUGUUUCUAUCCUAAUUUUAACUCUCUAUUAUUUUUUAUUUGUUUGUUUUGUAUUUUAAUAAGUGUUACUUCUUUAAUUAAAAUAACUUCUAUUGGUCCUGGUAUAAUUAAACCACAGCCACAUAUUGAAUAUUCUAAUGAAGUUAUUGCACUGUCUGAUGGUACUGUUAUUUAUAUUGACUUUAAUGAAGCUACUAGAAAUGUUAUCAAAUCAGCUGAUAGAGAAGAUAUUAAUAUAGAAUAUAAUAAUGAUAAAACAUCCAAUCCUAAUUUGGAAACUAAAAUAGAAUGUAAUAAACAAAAAAGUGAGGAAUAUUCUCAGAAUUACUGUUUCACUUGUAAUAUAUUUAGAGCACCAGGUAUGGCACAUUGUGGUAUUUGUAAGGGUUGUAUUUUUGAAAAAGAUCAUCACUGUCCUUCUAUUCUAAAUUGUGUAGGUAGAAAUAACUAUAGAUUUUUCUUAAUGUUUUUAGUUGUAGAUUUUAUUGUUGCUUGCAGUUGUUUAUACAAAUUAACUAAUAAGUAUAAUUUUAAAAAUUUUUUAAAAGAAAACUUUUUUAAACAAUCACUACCACUUUUACAAAUAAUUUAUACUGCGUUUAUGGGGUUAUUAGUUUGUAGAUUUUGUUUCUUAGCUUUAUUUAAUAUUAGAACUAGAGAUUAUAUCAAAAAAGAUAAUCUUGUUAAAUCAUCUAAUCUUAAUAUAAUAUGUAAUCGAUUAUUAACAUUUAAACCUAUUUAUAGAACAAUAAAAUAA
Hepatospora eriocheir is the source of this 867-nucleotide messenger RNA. The record is from the annotation of a GenBank genome assembly. NCBI's taxonomy places the organism in Eukaryota, Fungi, Microsporidia, Hepatosporidae.